GUUGAAUUGAGAAGAAAACCCCAAAAUUACCAACUUGCGUAUUGUUAGUUUGAUGUUGGUUUUGGUUGCGAUCAAAACUUGCUGACCUGCUUAUUGAUCGAGCAAUCACACUCGAUUAUAACGAAAGCUUCACCAUAACGAUUGUGCAUUCUUCCAGGUGUAAGAAUUCCCAUUCAUUUCCAUCCAAUUCACUUUCAAACUGGCCUACCUAAGCUCGUUUGAAAGACCCUGUUUAUGUGUUCUAGACGAAGGAACUUGUGAUUCCUUUGUUUGUGGAGACGCUGUGCAAAUUUGAUCAUUAACACCCAUCUAGGGCGUUAUCAUGAGGCGUAUGUUUCAACCAAAAAUUCAGUUUUAAUCCUCCUUCUGCACCUCCAUAUAUUGAAAUCCAUUUUAUUUGCCAUGGAUUGAUAUCAGAGUUGAAAUAUUUUACUUGUCCAGUUUAAAUCCCCAAGAAUAAAAUCGUAGUGCCAAGAGACCGGAAGAUUGAUUUUCAAAGGCGGCCUUGUACUGUGAAGUGAAAGAGGUGCAAACUAUUGCACGAUGGAGGGAAUUUCAGAGGAAGUUAGAAAGAAAUAAGGACAAAGAUUAAAAAAAUUACAAAUUUGAAUAUAAAUUGAAAAAUGAAAGGACACAGCACAUAGUAAUAGAAUUAGUUUCUUCCAUGUUGGCUAAUUACCAAUUUACUAUUAGCGAAAAUUAAGGAGAGAGCAGUGGUUUUAGAAUUGAGAAACUACAUGAAACUCUGCUAUGAAAAGUGCAGUAUCAAUUAAGCACCAUUUUAUAUUGAAUAAAUAAUUAAUUGUAAAGACAAAAAUCCCCUUCCUACUUUCACUCUUUGAAAUAGAAAAAAAUAGACAAAACUCUACUGUAUAUUAUUGGAGGGUUGGACUUUUUCAAUAUGGGACUUGUUUUUACUUUAGCUUAUUAGAGUUUAUCAUCGAUUAGAUAGAUGAUGACAUAGUCAUGAUCACCCAAAGUGAUCCAAAUGAUUGACUACAAUGUGAUUCCUUGGUUUUAACAAGAUCAAUAUGGACAAUUAAAAAGGGAUUAAUAUCCGGCAAACUAUUCAAAGUUUAAAAACUUGGUUCUUCAUAACAUUACUUGUUCUAAUACAAAACACUUUUUUGUGUUUGUACUAUGUACUAUUUUGCAGGUUCAACAUAGUUGGCCAGGUAUAUACUAAUUAGGGGAGUCAGUUAGUCGAUUUCGGUUUAACCGAAAACCGAUUUCUCAGUUAUCGGUUAAACCAAGCCACCACCUCCCGCUGCCGACCACCGACCGUGAGGGACACUGCGGUUAGCCGUUCACCGACCGGUCGGUUAUCAGUUUUGGUUCGGUUAGCCGCAUACCCGAAAAACACUCCCUAAUCUAAAAAAAAUAUUAAAAAAAAUUAAAAAAUCCAAAAAUCCUCUAACCACUUAUUCCUUAUCUCAUCCAUCCUUCUCUCUCCUUUCUUUUUCCAUUCAAACCCUCCACUACCACUUAUUCCUUAUCUCCUCCGUCUCUCUCCUCCAUCCUUCUCUCUCCUUUCUUUUUCCACUCAAGAAGCAGCCGAGCAGGAGGGCUUGCCACCGACAGGAGAGGGAGGAGUGACUUCCUCGCGAAGCCGGCGGAGGGAGAUGGCGUUCGCCCAGUGCGGCGGCGGUUGGAGGCGGCAGGAGAUGGCAGGGGGCGCAGCGCAGCGGGUGGAGGCCUGGAGGGGCAGCGCGUCGCGCGAUUGGAGGCAGCCUGCUUGCCUGCGUGUCGCGACGGUUGGAGGCGGAGGAGACGGCGGGGUGGCUGGAGGAGGGGCGGCGAGGGUGGCCGAUGAACUGGUGAAGGGCGGCGACGGCGAGGGUGGUCGUGGGCUGCGGGAGAAAGGGGUGGGGUGGGGUGGCCUGGUUGGGGAGUGGGGAAUGGGAUUGGGAUUAGGGUUUGGGAGGCUGGGGUUCGUUUUGGGUGGGGAUGCGGGGUCGUUUUAGAGAAAGGGGAAGUGUUCGGUUAGCCGGUUAACCACCGGUUUUCGAUCACGGUUAAUCGGCUAACCAAACCUCUUCCCUUCUCCUCCAACGAUCGACCGCCGACACUUGGGGACGGUUUUCGGUUAGCCGAAAAACCGAUCGGUUCGGUUGAAAUCAUCCUGUUAACUGCUAACCGAAAACCGUUCUGCCACUACUAAUACUAAUUUAAUAAAUGUUGUGGUGUCAG
This is a messenger RNA of Linum trigynum, 2190 nucleotides long. Lineage: Eukaryota; Viridiplantae; Streptophyta; Magnoliopsida; Malpighiales; Linaceae. The record is from the annotation of a GenBank genome assembly.